Molecule: messenger RNA, 945 nt
Organism: Selaginella moellendorffii
Lineage: Eukaryota; Viridiplantae; Streptophyta; Lycopodiopsida; Selaginellales; Selaginellaceae
Product: eukaryotic translation initiation factor 3 subunit J
Exons: 6
Coding region: 79-774 (231 amino acids)
Cellular component (GO): eukaryotic translation initiation factor 3 complex; cytoplasm
Molecular function (GO): translation initiation factor activity
Source: RefSeq, a predicted model, not a curated record
UUGGGAGUGAUCUAGGGUUUUGGAGAACUAGGGCGGGCUUUCGCGCGUGGGGGGAGAGGGUGCGCAGCAGACGACGCAAUGGAUGACGAUUGGGACGCCGAAGAUUUCGUUCCGCCGCCGCCUAUUGUCUCCAGGGAGCAGCCGAAAUCCCAGUGGGACGACGAAGACAAGGAGGAGGAAGCUCAAGUGAAGGAAUCAUGGGAGGAUGAGGAGGAAAAGCCGGCACCAGCUCCAAAGCCUCCCAAGGCCGAGAAAGCCGAGAAAGCCGAAAAAACCGACAAGAAAGGAAAGAAAUCCGUGCCCGCCGCUCCACAAGAGCAAAAACCAGAAGAACAAGCGCCAUCUGAUCCUUUGGCCGAGAAGCUUAAACAACAAAGACUUGUUGAAGAGGCUGAUUAUCAAGUGACGACAGAACUCUUCGGCAAGGAAAGCCGGGGCCGGCCUUUCGAAGGCUUCCUCCCAAAAUCGGAAGCGGACUUUAUAGAGUACGCGGAUCUCGUUGCUCGCGAGCUAAAGAAUUAUGAGACGAGCUACCAUUACAUGACAAUGCUCAAGACGCUGCUAAAGACCGCGACGGCGUCAAUGAAGGCGGCCGACGUGAAGGAAGUUGCGUCGGCUGUGACGGUCAUCGCCAACGAGAAGUUGAAAGCGGAGAAGGACUCGGCCGGGAAGAAGAAAGGAGGAGCGAAGAAAAAGCAGCUCCAUGUUGACAAAGCCGACGAGGACAAUUACUCGACGGCGUAUGACGACGUCGACGAGUUCGAUUUCAUGUGAAUUUGGAGCGACGACGAACAAAAGACUGCGAAAAGUUUUCGAGGAAGCGGCGACGCCAAUUUGCCAAAUCGUUCCUUCGUCCCGUUCGUCCGUUCUCGUUCUCCAUUCUCGGGAGCGUUUUUUUGUGAAAGAUGAUGAACAGCUUAAAAAACACAGAGUUCUCUUGCGUUA